AUGGUUACACGAACUUGGUAUCAAUUCUUGAUACUGGAAUCCAAUUACUACAUGACAAUAUACUAUGGUAGUGGAAACGGAUGUGAAAAAUUAGAACUGUCUUUUGUAUAUUUUUUCCAACAAUUUCGAAAAAGUUAUAUUGGUGAAAGUUCUCAAAGAAUUUCUAAAGUUUAUAGUAAAUUAUCUGAGAAUCUUGGAAUAAAUGAUCAAAAUAUGCUUCUUGAGAUUAUUGUAAGGAAAAUAGCAACAAAUCUCCAAACGUGGGGUGAUAGUUCAAGUAUUGUUAAACAAAGUGUGACAUUGCUUAAUGACUUGGCUGGAGGUUAUAGUUCAGUUAGGCUUUUACGCAAAAUUGAAACCCUAAGGAUCAUAUCAAAUGAUGUAUUUAAAGCAAUCUCGAGAGCUUUAUCGCCAUAUAAUUCAAAAACACCAAAAUUAACAUAA
This is a messenger RNA of Entrophospora sp. SA101, 444 nucleotides long. NCBI's taxonomy places the organism in Eukaryota, Fungi, Glomeromycota, Glomeromycetes, Entrophosporales, Entrophosporaceae. The record is from the annotation of a GenBank genome assembly.